AUGCCUAGUUCUCUUGCGAGUAUAAUCGCUCUUACAUUUUUUAUUCCAAUUGCAGUGUCCGUUCAAUUCAACAACUUCAAUGUCACCCGGGAAAUAAGCAUCUCUCCAGCUGCUAGCCCUAGACCAGGGAAGCAAAUUGUGGAUGCAGCAUAUCAAUCGUUCUCAAUUGAGUUUUCGUUCAUGUCAGACUAUGCCGGAAAUGAUACACACCCAAAUCAUUUUUCAAGGCAAGUGAUUCAGAAUUUCUACGAUAUAUCGGGCGCAUAUCCGAUAUUCCGUGUGGGCGGCAGCACCCAAAGCUCUGCGAUAUACUAUCCGAAUCAAACCGAGGCUAUCAUCGACCCAUUUAGUUCUGUCGCCUCUGACCAGCCAUCGCAUACUUUUGUUGGCCCUUCGUGGUUCCAAUCCUUUAGACAAUUUCCUAAUGGCACACAAUAUAUCUAUGGCCUCAAUUUUUUCAAUACAGUAAACGAGACAUAUAACAAUAUUGGAAAUGGCCUUGAUCAAUGUGUACUUGAGGCAAACGCCGCCUACAAGACAAUGGGAAACUCGUUAUAUGCAUUUGAAAUUGGGAAUGAGGUCGAUGGUUGGGGAAAUGGCAAGCACAGAGAAGGGAAUUGGACAGUACAACGCUACGUCAACCAGUGGAACGAAUUUGCGACAGCUAUAAGUCGGAACUUGACUGGCGAGAACGCAGCGAGAUUGUUUCAAGGAUGUGCCUUUGAAGCACCUCGCCAUAUCAACGAGAGAACGGACUGGAAUGUUGAAAAUGCCGAGUUAGAUGGUAUGCAUCCAGACAAGACAAAGACAGUAUCCGACCAUGAGUAUAUGGGCGCUAACUGCCACUACACGGGUGCUGGCCCAACAAUUGAAGACACCCUUUUCGAUCGCACCAACAUGCUCUCUCGCGUAUGGUACCAUGACUAUCUGGGCAAUGCGACAGCGGAAUCAGGUAUCAAAUAUGUCAUUGGUGAGACCAACUCCAUUUCUUGCCAAGGCGCAUUCAAUAUCUCCGAUGUUAUGGCAUCUGCUGUCUGGGCUGUUGACUAUGUUAUGUACCUAUCCUCACUCAAGGUAUCUCGUGUUCAUUUCCACAUGGGAACACGCUAUCGCUACUCACCCUGGCAGCCUAUCGUCUAUAAUGACAGUGCUCCUCAUGUCAAUCCAAUGUACUACGGGAAUCUGUUCAAUGCUGCAGUGUUCGCCGGCGGAAAUAAGCAGACAGAGGUUCUUGUCAACGAAACAAACUUCGGCGCAUAUGCGGUCUACAAGUCCGGAAGCCUUGAUGCUAUUGUGGCGGUCAAUCUUAACAUCUGGAAUUCAACAUUAGAUCCCGUUGCCAGGCCAUACACAGCGCUAGCUCUUCCAGAAAUCUGGAAAGAUGCCAAGGUUUCUAGGCUCACAAGCCCGGGUGUUGAUAUUGCCAGUAAUAUUACAUUUGCCGGUCAAUAUGUUGAUGAGAAUGCGAAAAUUGUUGGACACAAAUCAUACGAUAAGGUGACUGGAGGCAAGGUCCUCGUCGGGGCCGGGGAAGCUAUACUUGUUCAGAGGUGA
This is a messenger RNA of Aspergillus welwitschiae, 1554 nucleotides long. RefSeq names its product glycosyl hydrolase family 79 C-terminal domain-containing protein. The transcript has 5 exons. The coding region runs from base 1 to 1554 and encodes 517 amino acids. The record is from RefSeq and is a predicted model, not a curated record. Lineage: Eukaryota; Fungi; Ascomycota; Eurotiomycetes; Eurotiales; Aspergillaceae.